Messenger RNA from Diorhabda carinulata, 1481 nucleotides. RefSeq names its product Golgi resident protein GCP60. Gene Ontology annotation, cellular component: Golgi membrane. Gene Ontology annotation, molecular function: fatty-acyl-CoA binding. The record is from RefSeq and is a predicted model, not a curated record. The transcript is spliced from 6 exons. NCBI's taxonomy places the organism in Eukaryota, Metazoa, Arthropoda, Insecta, Coleoptera, Chrysomelidae. The coding region runs from base 16 to 1374 and encodes 452 amino acids.
CGUCAUCAUUUCGUUAUGGCUGCCGAAAGUGACAGUUCUCAAGUUACCGAAAAUAUUAACAAUCUCUCAUUAGAAAAUGGAAAUAAUGCAACAAUUAACAAGACUAGUAAUAUUAUAGACACUGUAGAAUACGGACUCCCACUUAAAGAAGUCUAUAAACUAGCUUUCAACUUUUAUAAAGAAAAAGAAGGCAAAGCUGUACAUUUUAGUUAUGAAGAUAAAUUACAGUUAGUAGCAUUUUCACAACAAGUAUUACAUGGACCUUUCGCAGAUAUCUCUCAUAAGUUACAACCUUUAGGAACAUUAGAUGUAGUAGGCAAAGAUAGGCGAAUAGCAUGGCAAAAAUUAGGACAAUUAUCAGCAGAACAAGCAAGGGCUGGGUUUGUGGAAUUAUUAAGUAGAAAGUGUCCAUUAUUUUCAACGUACAUAGAGGCACAUAGAAGAGAAAAGAAAGAACAAGAUAGAAGAGCACAAGAGCAGUUAGAAAAGAAAAAAAUUGAGGAGGAAGAAAGGCUGAAAAAAUUAGAAGAAGAAAAAGUAUUACAAGAAGAGAUGUGGAAACAAGAGGCAAUUAAAAGACAAAUUCAACUAGCUUUAAAUCAACAAACAUAUGAACAGUUUAGAAAAUAUGCUGAACAACAAUAUCCUGGUGAUCCUGAAAAACAAGGAUCUUUAAUCAAACAGUUACAAGAACAGCAUUAUAUCCAGUAUAUGCAACAGUUACAAGCAACUCAGAGGGAAAAAGAAAUAAAAAAUGAUAAUCAAUUAGAAAAACAUGAAUCAAUUGAACAAAAUGAGGAGAAAUCUGAAACAAAUUAUCCAGAGAAAGAUCCUUCAGAAGAAAUGGGUAUUGUAACAGCAAGCAUGUGGACUAGAAGUGAAAUUGAAUCAUUCAAACAGAGUGUAGCUCAAGGGGAAGGAGAUGGAGUGGUAAGAGUGGGUCAUGGGGAAACAGUAACUGUUAGAGUACCAACUCAUCCACAAGGCACAAGAUUGUUUUGGGAAUUCGCUACAGAUCAUUAUGAUAUAGGUUUUGGAGUAUAUUUUGAAUUUGGCACUCCUACAUCUGAGGAAGUGUCAGUUCAUGUAUCAGAAAGUGAUGAUGAUGAUGCAGACGAUUUAGACGAUGACGAAACUUAUGAUGAAGAAACCAUAAGAACGAAUGAUCUGGAAUCAGGUUCUGUAACAGUUAGUGGAGUAUCAAAACCACUACUACAUGAAAUAGUACCUGUCUACCGACGGGAUUGUCAAAAUGAAGUAUAUGCCGGCUCUCAUCCUUAUCCUGGAAAAGGAGUAUAUUUGCUAAAAUUUGAUAACUCUUAUUCUCUAUGGAGAUCUAAAACACUCUACUAUAGAGUUUAUUAUACCCAAUAAUUUUUAUUGAUAUCAGCUUUGACAUUUGCUGUAUAAAGAUAAUGGGCAUGUUUUCCCUUUUGAGCUUUAAGUUUUUAUGGUAAUAUAUUAAUCUGUAUUUAUUGUUA